AUAUAAGGUAAUGAUGGGCGCAAUCAAUGAAAAGAGCCGAAGAUCUGUCACACUGAUGAUCAGUGUGCCCUGAUGAUCAGUGUAGCCCCAGCAGUGCCACCUGUCAGUGCCCCAUCAAUGCCACCUGCCAGUGCCCAUCAGUGCCUCAUCAAUGCCACAUAUCAGUGCCUACCAGUGCAAAUCAAUGCUACAUAUCAGUGCCCAUCUGAGCUGCCUUUCAGUGUCAUCUAUCAGUGCCAGUCAAAGCCACCGAUCAAUGCCAAUCAGUGCCACCUAUUAGUGCCAGUCAGUGCCGCCUAUCAGUGCCAGUCAGUGCCGCCUAUCAGUGCACAUCAG
Molecule: messenger RNA, 336 nt
Organism: Staurois parvus
Lineage: Eukaryota; Metazoa; Chordata; Amphibia; Anura; Ranidae
Source: the annotation of a GenBank genome assembly